Molecule: messenger RNA, 5580 nt
Organism: Ailuropoda melanoleuca (giant panda)
Lineage: Eukaryota; Metazoa; Chordata; Mammalia; Carnivora; Ursidae
Gene: GUCY2D
Product: guanylate cyclase 2D, retinal
Biological process (GO): intracellular signal transduction; cGMP biosynthetic process; protein phosphorylation
Cellular component (GO): plasma membrane
Molecular function (GO): peptide receptor activity; adenylate cyclase activity; protein kinase activity
Source: RefSeq, a predicted model, not a curated record
AUGAGAGCGUGCGCCCUCCUUGCGGGUGGGCUUCCGUACCCCCGGCUCUGCGCCCCCACGCGGUGGGCUCCGGCCCGGCCCGGGGUCUCCAGGGCCCUGCCCUGGCCCCGACCUCGGCUCCGGCUCUUGCUGCUGCUGCUGCUCCGGCCGCCCUCCGUCCUCUCCGCCGUCUUCACAGUGGGGGUGCUGGGCCCCUGGGCCUGCGACCCCAUCUUCGCCCGCGCCCGCCCGGACCUGGCCGCAGCCGCCGCCGCCCGCCUGCACCGCGCCCCGGCCGUGGAAGGCAGCCCCCGCUUCGAGGUCACGCUGCUGCCCGAGCCAUGCCGGACGCCGGGCUCCCUGGGGGCGGUGUCCUCCGCGCUGGGCCGCGUCUCGGGCCUCGUGGGACCUGUGAACCCCGCAGCCUGCCGGCCGGCCGAGCUCCUGGCCCAAGAGGCGGGGGUGGCGCUGGUGCCCUGGGGCUGCCCCGGGACGCGGGCGGCGGGCACGACGGCCCCCGCCGGGACGCCCGCGGCGGACGCCCUCUACGUCCUCCUCCGCGCGUUCCGCUGGGCGCGCGUGGCCCUGGUCACCGCGCCCCAGGACCUGUGGGUGGAGGCGGGACGCGCGCUGUCCGCCGCCCUCAGGGCCCGCGGUCUGCCCGUGGCCCUGGUGACCACCAUGGAACCCUCGGACCUGUCCGGAGCCCGGGAGGCCCUGAGGAGGGUCCAGCAUGGGCCCAGAGUCAGUGCAGUGAUCAUGGUGAUGCACUCGGUGCUGCUGGGCGGCGAGGAGCAGCGCUGCUUGCUGCAGGCUGCGGAAGAGCUGGGCCUGGCCGACGGCUCCCUGGUCUUCCUGCCCUUCGACACGCUCCACUAUGCGUUGUCCCCGGGCCCGGAGGCCUUGGCGGCGCUCGCCAACAGCUCACAGCUUCGUAGGGCCCACGAUGCAGUGCUCACCCUCACGCGUCACUGUCCCCCGGGAGGCAGCGUGAUGGACAGCCUGCGCAGGGCCCAGGAGCGCCAGGAACUGCCCUCUGACCUCAAUCUGGAGCAGGUGUCCCCACUCUUCGGCACCAUCUACGACGCGGUCUUCCUGCUGGCGGGCGGCGUGGCCCGGGCACGGGCGGCCGCAGGGGGCGGCUGGGUGUCCGGAGCGGCGGUGGCCCGCCACAUGCAGGACUCCCGGGUGCCCGGCUUCUGCGGGGCACUGGGGGGAGCCGAGGAGCCCCCGUUCGUGCUGCUGGACACGGAUGCGGCGGGGGACCGCUUCUUCGCCACAUACGUGCUGGACCCCACCCGGGGCUCCCUCCACUCCGCUGGGACCCCUGUGCAUUUCCCUAGAGGGGGAGGAGCACCUGGGCCCGACCCCUCGUGCUGGUUCGAGCCAGACAGCAUCUGCAACGGAGGCGUGGAGCCCGGCCUCGUCUUCACCGGCUUCCUCCUGGUGGUUGGCAUGGGGCUGAUGGGGGCCUUCCUGGCCCAUUACGUGAGGCAUCGGCUGCUUCACAUCCAAAUGGUCUCUGGCCCCAACAAGAUCAUCCUGACUCUGGACGACAUCACCUUUCUCCACCCACAAGGGGGCAGUGCAAGAAAGGUGGUCCAGGGGAGCCGAUCGAGUCUGGCCGCCCGCAGCACGUCAGACGUCCGCAGCGUCCCCAGCCAGCCGUCGGACGGUGGCAACAUUGGCCUCUAUGAGGGAGACUGGGUUUGGCUGAAGAAAUUCCCAGGGAGUCAGCACAUAGCCAUCCGCCCAGCGACCAAGACAGCCUUCUCCAAGCUCCGGGAGCUCCGGCACGAGAACGUGGCCCUCUACCUGGGGCUCUUCCUUGGCGGGGGUGAGGGGGGCUCGGCGGCCGCGGGGGAAGGCAUGCUGGCUGUGGUCUCAGAGCACUGCACCCGGGGCUCCCUCCACGACCUCCUCGCGCAGAGGGACAUCAAGCUGGACUGGAUGUUCAAGUCCUCCCUCCUGCUGGACCUCAUCAAGGGAAUGAGGUAUCUGCACCAUCGAGGCGUGGCCCACGGGCGACUGAAGUCACGGAACUGCGUGGUGGACGGGAGGUUCGUGCUUAAAGUCACGGACCACGGCCACGGGCGACUGCUGGAAGCGCAGAAAGUGUUGGCGGAGCCUCCCAGCGCCGAGGACCAGCUAUGGACAGCCCCGGAGCUGCUUCGGGACCCGGCCCUGGAGCGCAGGGGGACGCUGGCCGGCGACGUCUUCAGCCUGGGCAUCAUCAUGCAGGAGGUCGUGUGUCGCAGCUCCCCCUACGCCAUGCUGGAGCUGAGUGCCCGGGAAGUGGUGCAGAGGGUGCGGAGCCCCCCUCCGCUGUGUCGGCCCUCCGUGUCCGUGGACCAGGCGCCCGCGGAGUGCAUCCAGCUGAUGAAGCAGUGCUGGGCGGAGCAGCCCGACCUCCGGCCCUCUUUGGACCGCACCUUCGACCAGUUCAAAAGCAUCAACAAGGGCCGGAAAACCAACAUCAUCGAUUCGAUGCUGAGGAUGCUGGAGCAGUACUCCAGUAACCUGGAGGGCCUGAUCCGGGAGCGCACGGAGGAGCUGGAGCUGGAGAAGCGGAAGACCGACCGGCUGCUCACGCAGAUGCUGCCUCCUUCUGUGGCCGAGGCCCUGAAGAUGGGGACACCUGUGGAGCCCGAGUAUUUUGAGGAGGUGACGCUGUACUUCAGCGACAUCGUGGGCUUCACCACCAUCUCCGCCAUGAGCGAGCCCAUCGAGGUGGUCGAUCUGCUCAACGACCUCUACACGCUCUUCGACGCCAUCAUCGGCUCCCACGACGUCUACAAGGUAGAGACGAUUGGGGACGCCUACAUGGUGGCUUCGGGGCUGCCCCAGCGGAACGGGCAGCGACACGCCGCCGAGAUCGCCAACAUGGCUCUGGACAUCCUCAGCGCCGUGGGCUCCUUCCGAAUGCGCCACAUGCCUGAGGUGCCAGUGCGCAUCCGCAUCGGCCUGCACUCGGGCCCGUGCGUGGCGGGCGUGGUGGGCCUCACCAUGCCGCGGUACUGCCUGUUUGGGGACACGGUCAACACCGCCUCGCGCAUGGAGUCCACCGGGCUGCCUUACCGUAUCCACGUGAACAUGAGCACCGUGCGGAUUCUCCGCGCUCUGGACGAGGGCUUCCAGACGGAGGUGCGAGGCCGCACGGAGCUGAAGGGCAAGGGCGCCGAAGACACAUACUGGCUGGUGGGCAGACGCGGCUUCAACAAGCCCAUCCCCAAACCGCCGGACCUGCAACCGGGGGCCAGCAACCACGGCAUCAGCCUGCAGGAGAUCCCCCUCGAUCGGCGCCAGAAGCUGGAGAAGGCGAGGCCCGGCCAGUUCUCGGGAAAGUGAGGCCCAGCUGGCACAGGUGGUGCCCCUCUGCUCCCAAGCCCAGCUGCCAGUCUCUCCUCCGACUCCGGGGUGGGAGGUUGCCCACCUCUGGGAGAUGCUUUCUGGGGAACAGGCACCUCUUCCCCAGCCUUAGGGCCUAGCCCUGCCUGCUGAACUUCCCACCUGCUGACAUGGAUAUCCCCAUCCCUGUCUGACAGAGUUAGCCCAGGCUCAUUCUUAAAUCCAGGGAUUUUCCCUGGGAGGGAAGAUCAGCUGCGAGGAUUCUAGUUCAGUGGGUCUGGAGUGAUCCAGGAAUCCAGACUUGAGAACCCCUGUACACAUGACCUGAGACCUCUCCUCUGAUCCCCCACUGCAUUAACCAGGCCUCCCUGCCAGGUUGCACAGGUUGUGCACUGCACAAGAGACAGAACUCUAGAGAACACCAUUCAGCAGAGGACACGAUGAAUGUUGUUCUCUAGAGUUCUGUUAGGGCAGAAGCCCUGCCCUCUACCUUCCUUGAGGAAACUUUGAUCCAUAACCCUCCCCUUCUAGGUGAACCACCCCCCCAUGACCCCUUUCCACGAUUUCCCUCUGACACAUUCCUCUUUCUCUCAGGAGUAUUCUGGAAGGUCCUUUUCCUGAAAGUUGCUGCUAUAGGUGACCAAAAGUCUGGCUAAUACCAGUGGCUUCUAGCCAGCUCUGCCUCAAAGGAUUCUGGGCCUUUACAGGAGCUGGUUGCAAACCCGCUGUGUGACCUCGAGAAAGUCUCAUGUGCUCUCUGGGCUUGGGUUCCCCCUCCAUGGUGAAAUAAGGAGUGGCCUAGGUGGUUUCCACACUUCCUUGCUCUGAUCCCUAAGCGUCAUUGUGGUUGGCCUAGGGAUAUGGGCCACUGGGCUUGCAGUCUCCACUCCCAGUGACUGAGGCCAUCAAGAGAGGUUGGGGUGGGGAUUCUCCACUUUCCAGGGCCUCCCAAGGUCCCAGAAAGGAGGGUCUGGGACCCUCCCAACCCCAGAGGUGGGUGGAGGGGACCUCCUGUUCCUCCAGAGAAGGGUUGUCUCGUGGCCUGAGGGUUAGCUUCUGUUCACCUUCCAGCAUCCCUCCCUUCAUCCCUCCCCUGCCCACCAGUCAGAAACCGGUUCCUCCCGCGGGCACAACCGUGACUUGCCCAAGUGCAGAAAAAUGCUGGCUUUAAGGCUUUGGGGAAAGGAAGGGAAACAGGCUGCACCACAUCUUUACUAACCAGAACAUGCAAGGAAUCUAGUAUUCCCUGCUUCACUGGGCACCGCUGAGCAGGCCGGUGGGACCGAACAUCCUAUGCUCUCUGCUUGGAUCUUUCCAACAAGUAUCAACCACCAGCCCUCCCUGACGGGCCAGCUGAAGUUGCUUUUGUGGAACCGUGAUGGCUGCAGACCCCGGCAGAAGUUAGUGGCAGGCGCCCAGAAUGCCAUCUUAGGUAGUGAGCAUCCCGUCCCCGGAGGUGAGCAAGCAGCAACAUCAUGGGCCGGGGACAUAGCAGUCAGAGAGAACGUCUGGGUGGAAGGAUGAACUAAAUCCUGGCAGCGCAGACCGGAGUCGGUGGGCCAGUAGCAGCCCCAGGACCUGGGUGCUUGUUAGAAAUGCUGUUCUAGUCUCUGGGGCCCAGACCGGAAGCGAACCAGCAAGGGCAUUUUAACGAGCGCCCUCCCAGUGUUUCUGUGCACUUGAACGUUGGCCAAUCGUGUCACUACGUGAUCCUAAGAAUCUCUAAGAUUUCAUAGAAUCCCGCCGCUAGACUUGCUUUGCUUGGGCUCUGGGGUAGUUUCGGUUUGAGCUAACAUUUAGAAAUGUUAGGGCUUCGCUCUUCCGUUCUGUGGUCCCCGCCCCUCCCCCAGGCUCCAAGACACUUAGAUUUUCCGGACGCCUCUUGAUUUUCUGGACGCCCUUCCUUAUGGUCUGGUGCCUGUGGGCACCUGAGCCGAGGCCUCCCAGAGCAGCUGCUGAUGGGAUUCCUGGAGCUCCUGGAGACGGUUUGGCCUGGCUUCUGAAAUCCAUAAGCUCCAUGGUCCUCCCACCCCUUCCUGAAGGUUGAGAACGAAUGUGUACGAAAGCACCUGUAGCUUCUGGUUACUUGAGGUGGUGUUGCUAGAGCGAGGAAUUUAGCGCGAUUUUGAAAACAUUUUUAACAGAGUUUGGAGAUGAUGAGUUAAAGAUAUUUUUUUAAAACCCUGAUAUGCGCAUGUGCGUGCACACACAGUAUUUUAAAAAUUAUAUACAUUCUUAAAUAUCUCUCCAGAU